Magnolia sinica is the source of this 1294-nucleotide messenger RNA. Its product is annotated as short-chain dehydrogenase reductase ATA1. NCBI's taxonomy places the organism in Eukaryota, Viridiplantae, Streptophyta, Magnoliopsida, Magnoliales, Magnoliaceae. The record is from RefSeq and is a predicted model, not a curated record. The transcript is spliced from 3 exons. Bases 1 to 1164 code for a protein of 387 amino acids.
AUGCUAUCGGGGAGGUUGGUUAAAUGGAUGCUUCUACUUUCAGAAUAUACGAUCACUUACGAACUAGCAAAAGCAGUGAAGGGACAAGCAGUAGUAAAUUUCCUAGCAGCUCACCCCGUACCAGAUAAUGAAACAAUCAGUGAUGAUUUUCCAUAUGAACAGGUAAUGAUGAUAGAACCUCUUAAUUUGUGGCAAAUGUACUUCGAUGGCGCUUCCAAGAUUUCAGGAACUGGUGCUAGAGUGAUAUUCAUUACUCCUCAGGGUGACCUAUUACCAUAUUCCUUUACAUUGGUAAUUGGAGUUUAUGAUCACACGCCGAACUACACUCGAUCACCAGAGGAGUAUCCUUCAGCAGCUAACAGCGGCCGACUGUUAAAAGGCAAAGUUGCAAUUAUAACCGGUGGGGCCAGAGGGAUCGGUGCGGCCACCGCCAAGCUGUUCGCCCUCAAUGGGGCCCACGUUAUCAUCGCUGACAUCCUCGAUGAUCUGGGUCCCACUCUCGCUGAUUCAAUCGAUGGCCGCUACAUCCACUGCGACGUGGGGAGGGAAUCCGACGUCGAAUCAGCCGUCAACCUGGCGCUGGCAUGGCGGGGCCAGCUUGAUAUCAUGUUCAGCAAUGCCGGUGUGGCGGGCCCGUUUGGGAGCAUCACCAACCUGGACAUGGACAAGAUGAAGGACUUGCUCGACGUCAACAUCUGUGGUAUGGUGCAUGGGAUCAAGCACGCGGCACGUGCAAUGAUCAGGGGCAAGAGAGGGUCCAUCAUAUGCACAUCCAGCUCAGCUGCUAUCAUGGGUGGGCUCGCUUCCCACGCAUACAGCUUAUCGAAGGAGGCCGUGCUGGGUCUGGCCCGUAGCACAGCAUGUGAGCUGGGAGUGCAUGGUAUACGUGUGAACUGCAUAUCGCCACAUGGCGUGCCAUCGGAGAUGCUGGUGACCGCAUAUCGGAAUUUCUUUGGGAAGGCCGAUAUGGGGCCUGAAGAGGUGGGCCGGAUCGUGGGCGAAACGGGAAGUCUGCUACGUGGACGGAGUGCUAGCAUGGAGGACGUGGCACAAGCUGCAUUGUUUUUAGCCAGCGACGACGCCGGCUUCAUUACCGCUCAUAAUCUCAUCGUCGACGGAGGAUUUACCUCAGCUUUUAGUACCAUGAGCUUCAUUUACCAGUAAAAAUGACAAAAAUUAGAAUUAGUAGAAUACUUGUUGGGGAUGAUUUGGUAAAAGUAUAGAACUAUGGUAGGAGUAUUUGGGACAUUGCAAAAUGUAGGCCGUGAAAUUAAUGAAUUGAACACUUUUUUUU